Molecule: messenger RNA, 881 nt
Organism: Moneuplotes crassus
Lineage: Eukaryota; Ciliophora; Spirotrichea; Euplotida; Euplotidae
Source: the annotation of a GenBank genome assembly
AUUAAUUUUAGCGUGUAAUGGAAACUGUUGAAGACUUUUCAAAAGAGAAAGAUGCUGCUAAGUCUAUGCUGAAGCUGGUAGAAGAGAGCAUACAAGAGCAGAAGGAGAAGAAAGAAAGAGUAAAGUCUUCUCUCUGUCCCUCUUCUAAUUGGAAUGCAGUCAGAAAAGAGAAGAAGGAAAAGAAGGAAAAGCCAAAGAAAAAGAAGAAGAGGAAUGCGAAAGCUGAUUCUAAGGAAGCAGAGAAUAAGGGUGGACCCAUAGUUGAGCAAGUCUUCUAUCCCCAGAAAUUUAGCAACUCUAAAGCACUCACUCCUAUUGUGGCAGUUGAUUGAGAAAUGGUCGAAGUUGACCACGAUAGUGAUGCUCUUGCAAGAGUCUCUAUUGUUAACUAUAAUGGUCAUGUCUUGUUGGACACAUUUGUUAAGCCAAGAGGAGUGAUUACUAAUUAUAGAAGCUGGGUCAGUGGAGUAUAUCCUUCCUCCAUGAAGAAUGCAAUGCCUUAUAAUGAAGCCAGAGAGAAAGCAGUCGGAAUUAUGAAGGAUAGGAUCGUUGUUGGCCAUAGUUUAAAGCAUGACUUUAAAGUUCUCAACUGGGAACCUCUUCAGCAUAAUAUGAGAGACCUUAUUACAUUUAAAAAAUUCAGAGAUGAAGCGAACAAGCAUCCAAAGUCAUUAAAGAAGCUAACAUCAGAAUUUCUUGGAAAGACUAUCCAGACUAGUGCUCAUAGUAGUGUGAUCGAUGCAAGAGCAGCUCUCGGAUGAUAUCGUAUAGUUGAACACCAAUGGAACCAGAUAAUCAAAUCCAAGCUCAGCAAAGUUAAAAGGAUUAAGAGAGAGGGAGAAAGCACAAUUUUAGGAUUUAAAAAGAGAGAAAAGAGUUAA